AUGGGUUGCUGCCUCUCGGCGGCCGACGCCGGCGGCGAGCUGCACACCGUGUCCGGCACUCACCAGUUCACGAUCCGGGCUUACAGCCAGACCAAGGGCAUCGGCUCCGGCAAGUCCAUCCUCUCCCGCUACUUCACCGUCGACGGCCGCACGUGGUACGUCCGGUUCUACCCCGACGGCUACCACCCCAACUCGGUGUUCGUCGCCUUCUACCUGCAGACGCUCUACAAGCCGCACUGCCGCGCCGUCCGCGCCGGCUUCACCUUCCAGCUCCUCAAGCCCGACGGCACCGUCGCCUACUCGCGGCGCUCCGACCGGCCCUGCAGCUUCGACAGGCGCUGCAACAGCUGGGGCUUCCGCGUGUUCGUCACCCGCGAGGCCCUCGAGGGCCCGGAGCUGGGCGUCCUCCACGAGGACUCCAUCAAGGUGCGCUGCACCGUGGAUGUCGUGAACAGCUGCUGGAAGAACCGCGGCGGCGGCGGCGAUGAUCGUUGGGCCAGCGUCGCCGGCGGUGCGAUGGCGCCCCAGUCGGACUUCGCCGCGAACGCCAUGCGGUUCCUCAAGAGCGGCAGGGCGCCGUUCGACGUCAAGUUCUCCGUGGGCGGCAGGGUCUUCGAGGCGCACGGGCUGGUGGUCGCGGCGCAGUCCGAGUGGUUCGCGACGGCGCUCUACGGGCACGGCGGGGAGGAGAGGUGGGCGGAGGCGGGGCUCCCGUGCGUGGCCAUCUCGGGCACGAGCCCGGAGGCGUUCGAGGGCGUGCUCCACUACAUCUACCACGACGAGCUGCCGGAGGAGCUGAUCAAGGCCCACGGCGAGGCCGCCAUGACGCGGCAGCUGUUCGAGGCCGCGGACAUGUUCCUCAUCGAGAGGAUGAAGCAGAUGUGCGCGGGCCGGUUGCGCCGCUUCAUCAAGGAUGACACGGUGCGGGGCAUCAUGGACCUGGCGCAGGCGCACUCCUGCAAGGAGCUCGAGCAGGCCUGCCGCACUUUCUUGGGCCGCCGUAGGCCUUAG
Messenger RNA from Panicum hallii, 1011 nucleotides. RefSeq names its product BTB/POZ and MATH domain-containing protein 1-like. Gene Ontology annotation, molecular function: protein binding. NCBI's taxonomy places the organism in Eukaryota, Viridiplantae, Streptophyta, Magnoliopsida, Poales, Poaceae. The record is from RefSeq and is a predicted model, not a curated record. Bases 1 to 1011 code for a protein of 336 amino acids. The transcript has a single exon. Gene Ontology annotation, biological process: protein ubiquitination.